Molecule: messenger RNA, 885 nt
Organism: Aspergillus ibericus CBS 121593
Lineage: Eukaryota; Fungi; Ascomycota; Eurotiomycetes; Eurotiales; Aspergillaceae
Product: general transcription factor IIH subunit TFB6 family
Exons: 2
Coding region: 1-885 (294 amino acids)
Cellular component (GO): transcription factor TFIIH holo complex
Source: RefSeq, a predicted model, not a curated record
AUGACCUCAACCACCAGCAACAUCAGAGACAGCAGCGACAGCGGCGGCGGCUUUCUCACCUCCCCCGCGCCCUCCACCACCACCACCACCGCCCCCAGCAACAGCAACAGCAGCAACGCACCCUCCCUCCUCCCCCAGCCCCGCUCCCAUCCUCUCCGCCCAGGCUCUGCCAAAGAAGCAACAGUGAUCAACUACGUGGAUAGUACUCUCCUACGUAUCGCGCGUCGGCACGCGAAGAAAUUCAGCAAAGCGUUUGCGGAUCCGAAUCUCCCGGACUCGGAACGCGGGUAUGAGAGCUUUGAGGAAUUAGGGAGGGAUUUGGAGGCUGUCGUGGAUGUGUUGUGGGUUAGUGGGACGCCAUCACUUCAAAUCCCCUACUUGAUUUCCUUGGCCGUACAGGUUAAUUCCUAUCUCGCCGAGUAUCCGUUCUCCGCGGCCGCUACGUUUCGGGUAUUGGGGAAGUUGGAUGAGGUUUUUGCGGCGCUUUUGGGGGAGGGGGAGGGGGAGGGAGAUGAUGGGAGGGGAAGUGUGGUUUCGAUGACGGAGAAGGUGAGGAUUAAGAGUAUUGCGGAGUCGGGGAGGGUGGUGGUGGUUGAGGCGAGGGAGAGGGAGAGGGAGAAUGGUGGAGAUGAGGAGGAGGAUGAGGAUGAGGAUGAGAUGGAGGAUGUGCUGGGUAUCGAGGAGUAUCCUGCGGCUGGGAAAUGGGAGAUGCAGACGGCUAGGGUCUACGAGAGGACUAUGCAGUUGUUGGGGGAUGAGUUGGCGAAGGUUGGGGAGUUUUGUGAUGAUGAUAUGGCGGCGGGAGAGAAUGAGGAGACUAUGUGUGAUGGUGAGAAUUUGGAAGUAGAAGUGGAAUUGGAGGGUGAGGAUGAGGAUGAGACUUGA